Molecule: messenger RNA, 2501 nt
Organism: Rattus rattus (black rat)
Lineage: Eukaryota; Metazoa; Chordata; Mammalia; Rodentia; Muridae
Gene: Upp2
Product: uridine phosphorylase 2
Exons: 7
Coding region: 418-1368 (316 amino acids)
Biological process (GO): uridine catabolic process; nucleotide catabolic process
Cellular component (GO): cytoplasm; cytosol
Molecular function (GO): uridine phosphorylase activity
Source: RefSeq, a predicted model, not a curated record
CUGAAAGUGGACUUGCAUCCGUGUACAGUUGUCUCAAAGCAAAUAAGUCUGGGUGUCACACCAGCCUGAUGCUGGGACCAGGGUCACAUGCCAUGGACAGGUGCUGGGAUCAAAGUUAACAAGCUAACCAACCUGCUCAAAGAGAAGGGAUGCCACACCUUCCAAGGGAGCCUAUCUCCCUGGGGGAUGAUUCUCUGAGAGCAGGGCUGAGUAUAAAAGGCUAUCCAGGGACGGUGUUUUGACUUUGUCAGAGGGGUUCAAAAUACUCAGGGAAGAUUUUAGAGAAAAUUUCAGGAGGAAACCUCAGUUUGAAGGGGAGGUGGUAUUCUGACUUGAAGCUGCAUCACUGUGAUUAGCUCUGUAAUUUAACAGCAGGCUCUCACACUGCUUUUUCCUGCUAUCUGCCCAGUGCGGAGUAUGGCUUCCAUUUUGCCUGCUUCUAAUAGAUCCAUGAGACCUGACAAGAAUACGUAUGAGAGAGAACGGUCUGUGUAUGUUAGGAAUCCACACUUGGAUGCCAUGGACGAAGACAUUCUCUACCACUUGGAUUUAGGGACCAAAACACACAACCUACCAGCCAUGUUUGGGGAUUUUGUCUGCGUUGGUGGGAGCCCGAACAGAAUGAAAGCGUUUGCACUGUUUAUGCACAAGGAACUCGGGUUGGAGGGAGAUGGAGACGACAUCGAAGACAUCUGUGCGGGGACAGACAGAUACUGCAUGUUCAAAACAGGCCCUGUGCUCUCCCUCAGUCACGGGAUGGGCAUCCCCUCCAUUUCCAUUAUGCUCCACGAACUCAUCAAAUUACUCCACCAUGCACGCUGCUGCGAUGUUACCAUCAUCAGAAUUGGAACAUCGGGGGGAAUUGGGAUUGCUCCAGGGUCUGUUGUAAUAACAGAUACAGCUGUAGACUCCUUCUUCAAGCCUCGGUUUGAGCAGGUCAUCUUGGAUAACGUGGUCACCCGAAGCACCGAGCUUGACAAAGAACUGGCUACUGAUUUGUUCAACUGUAGCAGAGAGAUCCCCAACUUUCCAACCCUCAUCGGACACACGAUGUGUACCUAUGACUUUUAUGAAGGCCGCUUAGAUGGAGCGCUAUGUUCUUUCUCGAGAGAGAAAAAGCUGGACUACUUGAAGAGAGCGUACAAAGCUGGAGUCAGGAACAUUGAAAUGGAAUCGACGGUGUUCGCAGCCAUGUGUGGACUAUGUGGCCUGAGAGCUGCUGUGGUCUGUGUGACACUUCUCGACAGACUCGAGAGUGACCAAAUCAAUCUGUCUCAUGAUGUCCUGGUGGAGUACCAGCAACGGCCACAACGCCUAAUCUCAAAUUUCAUCAAAAAACAGCUUGGACUUUGUGACCAGAUGUCAUAGCUCCGAAUCCCGCCCCUCUCCUGAGAGUUGGUACAUGGAUCUGCAACGAUGAAGCCAUGUGUUGUUUAUAAUAUUUUUAUGUAAUUCUCAUCCUUGGGCUAAAAAAAUCAUAAAAGAUUUUAUGAAAUCUUUUAUCUUGAAGUUCAAUUUAUUGCAAGAGAAUUUAAUACCCAUGUGAAAUUAAGUUCAAAUUCCAUUUUAGAACGAGUUAACUAAAGCAGCCUAAUAAUUAAUAUUUUAAACUCAUGAAAUGUGACAUUUGGAGUUUCACAUGUAGCAUUAAUUAAGCUUAUAUCAAAAUAGAUCAGCCAUUUGUAGAUGCUUACCAGUUGCUUGCUGAAGCAGAUCCAGAAGUGUAUGCUAGGAUGUUGUCAGCACUUCUAGGUGUUGGACAAGUGACAAAAUUUGAUCAUGCACAUUCAAAAUAUUUACAAAAAUGUGUCAGUGUAAUAUAGGACGGUAUGGAAGAAUUCUCCUUGGGGAAAUAUGGCCAUCCCUUCUCUCCCGUCCCUGUACAAUUUCAGUGCACAAAAAUGGAAUUAGAACCUUAUGAGUGUAUGUGAGAGUCACAGAACAUCACAGCUUGAGGUCACACUUUUGGGUUUUUUUCCCCCUCUUCAAAUGAAAGCCCUCAGUAACGCAGACCUCCACCCACCCACCCACCUCCCCAGCUGGAAAUCAGAAGUGACUCAGUUACCUUCUCAAGAUCUUUUUAUUCCUAGAAGGAAAUAUGUCUCACACACACACACACACACACACACACACACACACACACACACAAAGCCUGUAUUUGUCGUUGUCUCAGUAAGAACUGAAUAAGCUGCAGGAUUAGUUAAUAACCAAAUUUAAACUUGAAAUCAAGAUAGUAACUGAAUCCAUCUGAGGAACUUUGAGGCGGGUCUCAUUCAGAGCCUGCACCUAAGCCUCCCCUGGUUGACCUUGAGAGGAUGCAAGCAGCAGAGGCUCCAGGAAUUGACCCCGCCUUCCAGGUUCUUUUGAACAUUUAGAAACUGGAGUGUCUGGUUGGGGUAAGAGUGGAGGAGGACUUGCGAACUUGUAUAGUAUGUAAUGUUGUGUGUAUAUAUGUUUGUACAUAGUUGUGGAAUGAAUAAAAUAUAUCUUUCAUCAUGCUG